AGUUUCACCCGUAAACAAAGUCGUACGCGACACAAGCUCAAAUACAUCGGAAAGAAGCCCUACCCCUGCGACCUGUGCAAUAAUAGCUACGAUUACGAACGCAAUCUUAAGCGACACAUGCGCACCCACACCAAGAAAAAACCCUACACCUGCCCCGAAUGCGGCCAACAGUUCAGCACGUUCGACGAAAUGAUAAACCAUCGGCUCAUCCAUCCAUUCAAGUGUCGACUAUGCGAGUACGCAACCCGUCGCAAAGAUUGGCUCAGAAACCAUAUGAAGACUCACUCUACGGACAGAGUCCCAAGUUCGUCGUCGGAAGCCAGACCGACCCGCCCAGGUUCGAGUCGAGCUAGCCCGGCUACGAGGCCGGCCUCCAAUCACUCCAACGAGCAGCAACUUCGAGACCAAAUCCCAGCAGAACCUGUUCGUCAGGAGCAGCCCGAGGCAGCCCAGGCUCGAGUCGAAUUCGCCGGCAACGAGACAAUUUUGCCUCGAGACCAAAUUGCACCACAAGUAGAUCAACACGAAAUGUCGCAGCCAGACCACGAUGGUGAACUCAUUGAACCAAGCAACAGUGAGGGCGCCCAGGACAAGCCCUACCCCUGCAAUCUGUGCAAUAAAAGUUUCACCCGUAAACAAAGUCGUACGCGACACAAGCUCAAAUACAUCGGAAAGAAGCCCUACCCCUGCGACCUGUGCAAUAAUAGCUACGAUUACGAACGCAAUCUUAAGCGACACAUGCGCACCCACACCAAGAAAAAACCCUACACCUGCCCCGAAUGCGGCCAACAGUUCAGCACGUUCGACGAAAUGAUAAACCAUCGGCUCAUCCAUCCAUUCAAGUGUCGACUAUGCGAGUACGCAACCCGUCGCAAAGAUUGGCUCAGCAACCACAUGAAGACUCACUCUACGGACAGAGUCUUAGGCUCGUCGUCGUCGUCGGGAGCAAUCCCAGCAGACUCGAAGAUACCGACUUACCGCAAUUGGUCGCCCGGGAAUCCCCGUCCAUCGACGUCGUCGCCCAACUCGAUGUCGUGCCACAACUCGUUCGAGUCCGUCACGACGAACAAUAGAUACAGUGAGAGCGUCCAAGACAAGCCCUACCCCUGCUACCUAUGCGAUAAAAGCUUCACCCGAAAACACAAUCGUACGCGACACAUGCUCACCCACACCGGCGAGAAGCCCUUCAA
Trichogramma pretiosum is the source of this 1190-nucleotide messenger RNA. RefSeq names its product zinc finger protein 84-like. Gene Ontology annotation, molecular function: RNA polymerase II cis-regulatory region sequence-specific DNA binding; DNA-binding transcription factor activity. Gene Ontology annotation, biological process: regulation of transcription by RNA polymerase II. Lineage: Eukaryota; Metazoa; Arthropoda; Insecta; Hymenoptera; Trichogrammatidae. The annotation marks the transcript as partial. The transcript has 2 exons. The record is from RefSeq and is a predicted model, not a curated record.